Messenger RNA from Oncorhynchus gorbuscha (pink salmon), 1211 nucleotides. Its product is annotated as lens fiber membrane intrinsic protein-like. Gene Ontology annotation, molecular function: structural constituent of eye lens. The transcript has 5 exons. NCBI's taxonomy places the organism in Eukaryota, Metazoa, Chordata, Actinopteri, Salmoniformes, Salmonidae. Bases 208 to 732 code for a protein of 174 amino acids. The record is from RefSeq and is a predicted model, not a curated record. Gene Ontology annotation, cellular component: plasma membrane.
GGGAUAACUUUUUGGAAUUCAGCCCAAUGGAGUUCUUUUUCAUUCUCCUAUCUCCCCUCCUAGGCCUGCAACGUCUCUCCUUCUCUCUCUCUCUUUCCCUCUACCCUCUCUCCCUUUCUCCCCAGAAAGGUAGACGGUUAAGAGCGUACUUUUACUGAAGAAACAAGUAUCAGGUACCACGCAGCAGCCACAGCAGCAUCUCCCAGGAUGCAUAGCUUCAUGGGCGGGGGCCUAUUCUGUGCCAUGGUGGGGAACAUCCUACUGGUGGUCUCAAUGGCAACAGACUACUGGAUGCAGUACCGCCUGUCAGGCAGCUUCGCCCACCAGGGCCUGUGGAGGUACUGCAUGUCGGGCAAAUGUUACAUGCAGACGGACAGCAUCGCGUACUGGAAUGCAACCCGGGCCUUAAUGAUCCUGUCCGGGAUGUCGUGCUUCGCGGGCAUCAUUGCGGGCAUCCUCUCCUUUGCCCACUUCUCCACCUUCGAGAGGUUCAACCGCUCCUUCGCUGCAGGGAUCAUGUUUUUCAUCUCCACAUUAUUUGUUCUGCUGGCGAUGGCCAUCUACACGGGUGUGACAGUGAACUUCCUGGGCAAGCGCUUCGGUGACUGGCGUUUCUCUUGGUCUUACAUAUUGGGCUGGGUGGCACUGCUCAUGACCUUCUUUGCAGGGAUAUUUUACAUGUGUGCCUACAGAAUGCAUGAAUGUAGGAGAGGGGGCGGCCCUACACGCUAGAGAGAAAGACACAGCAAGAUACACAAACUGUUUUUAAAAAGAGGACCAUUUUACACUGAAUGAAUGACCAUGUUUAUCCAGAGGCCAACAUAUGACAGAAAGCCUUUGCGACUGCAUGGGCCUCCAUUCCCUGAUGUUUCCAAUGGAUUUCCUGGAUAAAUAAAGGUUUGAUUUAAAAAAAUAUACAACAGCUUUCUGCCAUUCACAUGAAAGGAACAUUUACGAGAAUGAUAAUGCAUUUAUUUAUAAAGUCAAUAUGACUCAUUUCAUUAUCUAUGUGCAGUUAACAGGAGAAUAUGUUUCAAAAUGGCUGACAUGGCAAGGGUUAUGAUAUCUCCGUAGUGCCUUUUUCAAAAGCAUAUAUGCAAGAUGACAACAGGCUUUUUGUAUAUGCAAAUGUGUUGUAGUUUUGAUAAGGAAUAUGGGCAGCAAUGCUGACUUUACAAUUUCUCAGAUUUUCAAUAAAGUUCCUCUCUAAA